Ornithodoros turicata is the source of this 2446-nucleotide messenger RNA. RefSeq lists its product as uncharacterized. The record is from RefSeq and is a predicted model, not a curated record. The transcript has 4 exons. NCBI's taxonomy places the organism in Eukaryota, Metazoa, Arthropoda, Arachnida, Ixodida, Argasidae. Bases 78 to 2285 code for a protein of 735 amino acids.
ACAUGCGGAUUGGUUAAGAGUCGACGCCCGCUAUAAAAGACUCCGUCGAGGGCGAAUUCGUUGCCAGACUCGACAAGAUGGCAACGGCUUUGGCUCUCGUGCUGCUUACUGUGGCACUCUGUGUGUCAGGAGUGCCAGCACCGCAGGAUGGGACCGCUGGGUACGGAGCGAGGGUUCCCGCUGCGCCCCAGCGCGGUUACAGCGUACCCAUCUCGCCAGAAGCCCGAUCGAGUUCUCUUGGUCCCCCACCACCAUCAUUGGCAGAAGUAGCCGGUGGGGCUUUCAUUGGAACAUCCAUAUCAGAUCCCAUCCCUGGAAGAUACCCUGUCCGUCCAUCGCAGGUCGAGAACAACAACCAAGGUGGAUUGGCUUAUGAGUACAAGAAGCCCGAGGGAGAAUAUGGCGUCUCCUCCAUCUUCGAACGUGUUCCAACAGUGAGGUACCCUGUAACAUUUGGUAGGGGACAGUAUCGGCUGAAACGGGAAGCUGUUGCGGCUAAAUCAGCAGUUGAAGGGACACCACGUAUCGCUGUAUCCUACAAGAAGCCAGAAGGAAAAUAUGGCGUCGGAUCCAUUAGGGAGCGCCCGGCAAACGGAGGGUACCCCGUUAGCCUCGGUGGAGGUGUGUACCGCGUGAAAAGGAGGGCUAUCGCGGAGGGCGGGCUACCCAUCGCCGUGUCCUACAAGAAACCAGAAGGACAAUACGGGAUCGCGUCCAUCAAGGACCGUCCAACGAGUGGAAGGUACCCUGUCAACCUUGGAGGAGGAGUGUACCGCGUGAAGAGGCAAACUAUCGCAGGGAACAGUCCACGUCUCGCUGUGUCAUAUAAAAAGCCGGAGGGGGAGUACGGCCUCGGAUCAAUUCAGCAGCGUCCAGCAAACGGAGGAUACCCUGUUAGUUACGGUACGGGUCUGUAUCGUUUCAAACGUGAAGCUCUAGACGUCUCGCCAAAAGCAAGAGCAGCAGACACAACGACAACGAACAAACCACGUAUAGCCGUAUCUUUCAAGAAACCGGAAGGUGAAUACGGCAUUGGGUCGAUUGCAGAUCGUCCACCAACAUCUGAGUACCCUGUGGUUGCAGGAGAUCUUUUCGACAUGAAGGCCGUAAAGAAACUUGCCAAAGCAGACAAACUGAAGGACUCGUCGAACUUGCGGAAGAAAGCUUACAACAGCGAGAGGGAUCCUAUUUCUGUUACAUACAGGAAGCCGGAGGACCAUCCGUACAAUGAGCCUCUCUAUGCAGAAGGUGUGCCAUUCUUUGACCUUGACAUGGAAGACGCCCUGAGGAUAUCGAGUAGCGAUGACACCCCAGUUGUGGUGGUGCACGCAGACGGUCAGUCCGAGCGCACAAGACGUCCUUAUGCUGUUGUAAAGGGCCCAAGAGAAGGUGGAAGACGCGGGACUGUCGUUAAGAAGGUGGUUAUUAAGCGAGUGCCUAUAGGUGAUGUCGUGGAAGAGGAGGCAACAUACAAGCCCGUUCUGAAGAUACCAGAUCAUAUCCUGCUGCCCGGUGACAUACCGCCUCUUGGUCAAGUCGAAGUUUCACCUACACCGUUUGAACCAGCUGCACCAGAACCGGCGUAUGCACCAGCUUUCCCAAUUCCUUCUCAGCCAUCCCAUUCCCAUAACCCAAAGACUCUGCAUAAGCACACCAAGACAGCGACCCCAACUAGGGCUCCAACAACAGAGCUCGUUAGGGUCCCAACCGGCAAGAUCGUAUUCAACAGGAACUUCGCGUCGAAGGUUCCGUACAGCCAGUUUAAGAUACCAUCUGGAGCACGAAGCCCGUACGCGGAUGGCGCAGUCGGUCGGAACAACGACCCUAAAUAUAACGUGGCGGCCCCAGCACCAGCAUUCGCUCAAGCACCUAGACAACAUGUUCAACAGGUUCUAGCGCAACCUCCCCUCCAAGUACCUGUAGCUGCUCCAGUGCAGCCUGCAGUCCAACGAGCAGUUCCUGUUCAGCAGCAAUUCCAGCCUGCUGUUCAGCAGCAAUUCCAGCCUGCUGUUCAGCAUCCAUACUCUGGUUUCCAGCAGCCGCCAUCUGCAUACGAGCCAUACCCAGCGGUGCAGCAAGCUGGAUUUCCGGGUUUCGCUCCUGCAGGGUAUCCUCCGGUAGACACCACUCCCUAUGGGCCCCAAUACCCUACACCGUACCCAGAGGCAGGAUAUAGCCCGUACGGACAAGAUCAGUCUGCUCCCUUCCUUUACUCGUCACCACCUACGAACGCGGGUCCUUACUUCGAUCUCACUGGCAGGCCAGGUGAAGGGUUCAAGUCGUAACCAAAUCGGCCACUUCAAAAAGUCAUCAGUCACAGCAUCUACAUCCAAAGGGGGGCAGGAAUAACAACAUCUCAGAUCUCGCAUCCGGUACAUCGUUGACCUUCGUUCAUUGCCCUCAUUGUAAAUCUCACACCACCAAAUAAAUUAUACUUAAGAUGUCA